This is a messenger RNA of Colletotrichum lupini, 489 nucleotides long. RefSeq lists its product as uncharacterized. Lineage: Eukaryota; Fungi; Ascomycota; Sordariomycetes; Glomerellales; Glomerellaceae. Bases 1 to 489 code for a protein of 162 amino acids. The record is from RefSeq and is a predicted model, not a curated record. The transcript is spliced from 4 exons.
AUGUGCGUUCUUAUUUGCACCUACGUGACUGACAUUCCUGCCCGCUUGGGCACUGCCGAAGGGCCGUAUCCGCCACCGCCUCCCGUCAAAACAAGACCUCGUGGCAUUGACACCUCCGGCUCACUUCAUGCACAUCCGGAGUCGACAGGGUCCCUAUCGGACCCGAGGCCGGUGAAGCCUGACCCUCCAUUCGAGGCCGAAAGCCCGGUGCACCGUAACCCUAGAACGCCGGAACGCCGGCCCAGCCAACCCGCUAAGCCCGCUUCGCUUUCGGGUGCCAAGCGAAGAUUUGAUGGCUCAACCCGCCCCAAUUCCCUCCUCCAUUGGGAACAUGAUACAUCAGAAAGUUACGAGAGCGAGCAGCACGGAGAAACUAAGCACCAUAUAGACGAGCCUAGACCUAGUAUCGACAAUUACAUCAUACUACAGAAUUCGCACAUCGAGGGGCACGCCAACGGCGCCGCCAUGCUAGAUUCUUGGCGCGGAUGA